GUUCCUUACAUAAUCACGAACAAUGAUGUCAUUUCUGCUAUAAAGCCUAUUGACUUUCAAUUCCACUCCACCAUAUCAUCAUGUCCUCUUCCACCACAGACGACGCACCCCGCCCUCCUUCAAAGACCGUCGAACCAACCAAAGUCAACACCGCACCACAACAAGCUUCCACUUCACCUGGUGACGGCGCUCAUAUUCCCGCAGACCAGAUUCGUGAUCCCUCCGAGGUCGAUUACAAUGACCCCAAUAUCAACGUGGUAGAGGUCCCUGCAGAGAAAAAACGGUCCCCCACAUUCAAAGAACAAGUAUUUGGUGAGCGUCACUCAUACAAUUCGAACAUACAAACUGACACCGCCGAUAGGUUAUGCCAAGGUAUGAUCCGCAUCGAUUGUAACUUAUUACUCGUUAAUUACCUUGCACAAUUGCACUCAGGUCAUCCGUGGAAAAGUCAGUCACUUGCUCGCCUGCUAUUGUUCUCUUGAUUUAUCUGUCUACAGGCUUUUGGUAAAACAAAUGUCAA
This is a messenger RNA of Suillus plorans, 520 nucleotides long. RefSeq lists its product as uncharacterized. NCBI's taxonomy places the organism in Eukaryota, Fungi, Basidiomycota, Agaricomycetes, Boletales, Suillaceae. The transcript is spliced from 2 exons. The record is from RefSeq and is a predicted model, not a curated record. Bases 81 to 482 code for a protein of 133 amino acids.